AUUUGAUAAUGGUGCAGUAAACGUGGGUUUACGUGCAUCGGCUGUGCAAUACAUAGUUGUUCUUCUCAAAGGACAUUAGUAUAUAAUCAAGAAAAUUUUAUACAAUUUGUCUUUUCUGCGCCAACUCUGGCUAUAAAUAUGAAGGUGCCAUGUUCUGUAAUGAACACCUACCUGUGAAUCUCUCUCUCUCUCUCUCUCAUUGCAUUUUUUCUUGAGUCAAAUUCUUAAAGCUGAUUUGGAAGAUGAAAGAGAACAGGGGAAAUCCUUUACAAUUGAAAUCUCUGAACCAUAUCUCUGUAGUCUGUAGAUCAGUUUCAGAAUCCCUUGACUUCUACCAGAAUGUUCUUGGUUUCUUUCCUAUCCGACGGCCUGGAUCAUUCAAUUUUGACGGAGCUUGGUUGUUCAAUUACAGUAUUGGCAUUCAUCUGUUGCAAUCUGAAGACCCCGGGAGGAUGCCCAAGACCAGCCCUAUAAAUCCCAAAGACAAUCACAUCUCCUUCCAAUGCGAAAGCAUGUCGGCUGUUGAGAAAAAACUGACAGAAAUGAAGAUAGAGUACGUGAAGGCAAGGGUUGAAGAAGGUGGAGUUUACGUAGAUCAACUCUUUUUCCAUGAUCCAGACGGUCUAAUGAUUGAAAUCUGUAACUGCGACAACAUACCAGUCGUACCCCUAGCUGGAGAAUCCCUCCGUAUGUGCUCUCUUGUUAGCUGUAGUGUGCAACAGAAGCAGCUACUUGAUACUAUCUCAGCACUUCAUAUUGAAGAUGACCAUUUCUUGCCUUAAAUCCUAGUCGGAUCAUUAUUGGCGAUUAAGCAAUCAACAUCAGUAUCAUUAUUGUAUUAAUUUUGUUAAUCUGUAUCUGUGAGCUGUGACAUUACGUAGAGUUUUUACGUGAAAGAGAGAGGACAAGUUGGCAAAUUUGAUUUACCAAUUUGUGAGAUCAUGUGCUUUAUUUUAGUAUUAUUUUGUUUUUGUUGUUGUUCGAUCAUGCUUAGUUAUUAUAUAUCAAUGAUAUUACGUUUCUGUAA
Molecule: messenger RNA, 1027 nt
Organism: Daucus carota subsp. sativus
Lineage: Eukaryota; Viridiplantae; Streptophyta; Magnoliopsida; Apiales; Apiaceae
Product: glyoxylase I 4
Exons: 3
Coding region: 243-782 (179 amino acids)
Source: RefSeq, a predicted model, not a curated record